Oncorhynchus mykiss (rainbow trout) is the source of this 1717-nucleotide messenger RNA. RefSeq names its product RAS related protein 1b (gene rap1b). Gene Ontology annotation, molecular function: GTP binding; GTPase activity. Lineage: Eukaryota; Metazoa; Chordata; Actinopteri; Salmoniformes; Salmonidae. Gene Ontology annotation, biological process: Rap protein signal transduction. Gene Ontology annotation, cellular component: membrane. The record is from RefSeq and is a predicted model, not a curated record.
CAUAAAUAAGUGAAUAUUAUAAAGCAUUGCAAUUAUGAGCUGUGAAUUACACAGUGUAUUUUUUGUUGUUGUAUUGUCCUCUACCACCACAAAAGGAACCAGUGCAAAAUUUGACAUUGCCCUUUUAAGAAAACCGAGAAAUAGUUUGGAAUGACGUCUACUGCGCACUGAGGCCGGGGACACAGACCGUGGCGGAGUGGAGCGAGAAACUACUGUUGGGCUGUCCCGUGAAGAGAUCCUGCCAUGCGUGAAUACAAGCUAGUGGUGCUAGGCUCGGGAGGCGUGGGCAAAUCCGCUCUGACAGUCCAGUUUGUACAGGGAAUCUUUGUGGAAAAAUAUGACCCAACAAUAGAAGACUCCUACAGAAAGCAAGUUGAGGUAGAUGGACAGCAAUGCAUGCUUGAAAUCCUCGACACAGCCGGCACAGAGCAGUUCACUGCAAUGAGAGAUCUGUACAUGAAGAAUGGUCAGGGCUUUGCCCUGGUGUACUCCAUCACAGCACAGUCCACGUUCAACGACCUGCAGGACCUGAGGGAACAGAUCCUCAGAGUGAAGGACACCGAAGAUGUGCCGAUGAUCCUGGUGGGGAAUAAGUGUGACCUGGAGGAUGAGCGGGUGGUGGGCAAGGAGCAGGGUCAGAACCUGGCCAGACAGUGGAACCACUGUGCCUUUUUAGAGUCCUCCGCAAAGUCAAAGAUCAACGUCCUCGACAUCUUCUAUGACUUGGUCAGACAGAUAAAUAGGAAAACGCCUGUGGAAAAGAAGAAAGCGAAAAAGAAAUCAAACUGUGUCCUGCUCUAAAGGUCCCCUCCCCUCUACCCUGCCCUGCAGCAGCUCUGAGCCAGAAUGCUGUAAUGAAGAACUGUUGCCCAGAUUGGACCGUGCCAGCAUUCCCCCGCCCCCUCCCCAUCAGCCAUAAACGGUGAGGACACAAACAGCUGAUCGCUGAUUCGCUAGUAUCAAAGCAGGACACAAUGAGAGAGACGACUUGUUUCUAUCUCACUCAGACUCCUCUCUGAUCCGACAUCGGUGAACCCUGAAGGACAAUCUUCAUUCCCCACAUCCUGAACCACCAUGAACUCUGAAAGUCUCUGAAAUGGGAACGUGUCCAUGGUCCGGUCGACCGAAAGCCCACUCCUCCUUUUUGAGAGUGUAAAAGCGAUUACCUACUAAGAAAGAUAAAAACUUGACUUCAGUAUUUUACAUCUUUGCAAUAUAGUGUAUUUGGAGACAUGGAAGUUGACUUCAGUUGUAUGAUUAUAAAUAUCUUCAGACAGCAUGACCACAUCUGUUAUUAAGUGUAAAUGUUUUCAAGUGUGAAAUCAAAUGGAAGUAAGAACUUUUUUUUUUUAUAGCCAUACACCUGUUUCUCCAUGCCAGUCAUGUCAAUGGUGGUAGAUCAAGGUCCGUAUAUGUAUUUUGGUUUCCCCUACAUCCAUGGACUUUCUCUUCUGCAAAUAUCUCUGAUGUGACUUCAUUUUAUACUCAGUCACUGGGAUAUCAUAGUUCCCAUAAUAUAUUCAAAUGCCAUUUUUUUUGCAUAAUAAUGCUUCAGAAGAAUGGGUAUUUUAUAGAAGAAAUAUGCGGGGAAAUAAGGAAUGAUUUCUGUCUCUUGAAGCUGAAAUAUAUACUAAACCAACUCUAAUAAUGCUUCUUGUGUUUUUCUGUCAAAUGAUGUUCCAGCUUUUAUGGAUUAAAUUUUAGUACAUUUUCAGUA